UCUCUGCUCACUGCUCGGUUGUGAUUUUCUCCUUGAAGGGGGAAUUUCUUGAUUUUUUCACUGCUCGGCAGCACGGGACGAGGAUGGAUGCUGGAUUGCCUGGGGUGCUCGUUACCCUCCUCCUCCUCUCCAUCCUGUCGUUCCUGGUCUGGAGAACUGACAGGAAGAGAAGCCGGCUGCCUCCGGGACCAACCCCGUGGCCCAUUCUGGGCAACCUGCACCAAAAGGACGUCCUGCCCCUCUACAGGACCUACGAGAAGCUGAGCAGCACGUACGGCCCCAUCUUCACUGUCUGGCUGGGGCUGAAGCCAGUGGUGGUGCUCUGUGGGUAUGAGGUGGUGAAGGAUGCUCUGCGGGGCCACUCUGAGGAGUUUGGAGGAAGACCUGAAAUACCCCUUCUGAUGAAGCUAUCGAAAGACUACGGUAUUGUCUCCAACAACGAGAAGAAGUGGCGGGAGCUGCGGAGGUUCACGCUCAGCACCCUGCGGGACUUCGGGAUGGGGAAAAGCUCCAUGUCGCAGCGGGUGCAGCAGGAGGCCCAGCACCUGGUGGAGCUGCUGGCAAACCUCAAAGGAAACACUUUCGAGCCAGUGACGAUGUUCAGACAUGCAGUUGCCAACGUGAUCUGCUCCGUUGUCUUCGGGAGCCGUUACAGCUACAGCGACACGGCCUUUCUGGAGCUACUGAACAUUAUCGGGAAUUACACCAGCUUCUUCCUCUCCCCCUUCGCCUUGAUCUACAACACCUUCCCCAACAUCAUGCACCACCUCCCGGGGCCACACAGGAAAGCCCUGGCCGAGUGCGAGAAGCUGAAGGACUACAUCCAAGAAAAAGUCGAGCUUCACAAGCGGACACUGGAUCCCAGCUGCCCCCGGGACUAUAUCGACUGUUUCCUUAUGAAAGCGGAGAAGGAGAAGAGCAGCCUGGAGAACAUGUACAGCAAUGAAGACUUGGUCAUGUCAGUAUUCGACCUCUUUGGUGCCGGGACACUGACCACUAGCAACACCCUGGUCGUCUUCCUCUUGAUCCUGGCAAAAUACCCCCAUAUUCAAGCCAAGGUCCAAGAGGAGAUUGAUGCGGUGGUGGGCACCGGCCGUGCUCCCUGCACGGAGGACAAGCUGAGGAUGCCAUACACCAAUGCAGUGAUCCACGAGAUGCAGCGCUUCCAGAAGACGCGCGUGGAGAACUUCCCGCGGAUGACGACGCAGGACGUCGUGUUCAGGGGCCACACCAUCCCCAAGAACACAACUGUGAUUCCGGUAUUUGCUUCUGUGCAUACGGAUCCAACCCAGUGGGAGAACCCCAAAGAAGUCGACCCAAGCCACUUCUUGGAUGAGAAGGGCGAGUUCAGGAAGCGCGAAGCCUUCAUGGCUUUCUCGGCAGGGAAGCGGAUGUGCCCAGGAGAGGCGCUGGCCCGCAUUGAGCUCUUCCUUUUCCUCACCACGCUGCUGCAGAGCUUCACCUUCCAGCUCGCCGUCGAGCACAAGGAGACAGAUAUAUUCUCCCUAUGGCUCGAGAUAGAGAGGAAAGCAAUACCGGGCACGUUCUUCGCUAUUCGGCGCCCGGUGUCCUCUUGAGCAGAGAGCAGCGGGGAGAAGGAAGGGGUCUUCCAGGUGCCUUCACUUCUGAAAUCAGAGCAAGCCAUGCGACCGUGAAUGCUACAGCAGCAGCCACCAAGCAGGAGGGUCGCUUUGAGCUUCUCCUCAGAGAACUGCCAGGCAUCUCCACCACCAUGGACAAUCUGCUCCCAACCCUUCCUUCCACAUCCCAGUAACACGAGGAAGACAGCACUGGUUUUCCUCCUCCCAUACCUGUUGGCUCUCACUGAGCCUCUAGCUCCUUGGGGCAGGGCUGCAUGGAGCUCCCUGGGCCGAGCUGGGCGCUCCCUCAUUUUGGUGAGAGAUUAAGAGUGCUUCUGCAAUAAAAAGUAACCAUCGUAACUGGAUGCUGGUGUUUGUAAGGACACUCGCGGUGCCUCUUGACGUAAGGGCGGUGAUGCUCAGGCUUCCCUGCCCUUCGCCCGCCCCCAGCCACAACAGCCAAGGUGACAAACACCUAAUGCUUCUGCUGCCCUGCUUGGACCCCUCUUGGUACCCUCCAGCGUUACACAAGGUCUGCAACACUGCAAACUGCGCUCACUCCCAUCCCUGCAUCCCACCGCACAGGGAUGAAACCCCGGUGAGCACCCUUUAGCCCAUCAAAAUGUUAAAAAAUGAUGCAUAAAGGGGAAACGUGCUAUAGGAGCGGGGUGCCGCGCUUGGGAAGCGAGAAGUGUUUUGCCACCAAAGUCACUGCUUCCUUCUCAGGGUGCUGGAUAAGUCUGCUGUGCUUGCGCUGCUUUAACCACCCCUGCAUGAAGAGGGAUUUAGUUGCUAGCCCCCAGGAACGCUCCAGCCUUUAUUCCAAAACAUUGGGACUUCAAAGAAAAGAGUUUUUUCUUUAAAUACCUGUGCAAGGAAAAAAUGACCCAGACACAUGCCCGCCCUGCCUGGCCUCAGCAACGGCCUGGGCUUCUCCUUCCACCGGCGGGCAACUGAAUGUGUCUCCAGGCCUUGGAAAACCAGUAUGUUUCCCAUUGCGUCCCGUUCUUCCCAGCGCAAACCUCCCAGAUACAGGACUUCAGCUCCAUGUCUGUUCCCAGGGUGUCUUCAUCCUUCCCCGAUUUUUGCGUGUCCCAGGACAGACUGAGCCAGGCAAACAUUCAGUUUGUUUUAGCUGAUUUGCCUCCAUGGCUUUAAUCUUCAAAUGAAUCUUACGCAUC
Molecule: messenger RNA, 2761 nt
Organism: Nipponia nippon (crested ibis)
Lineage: Eukaryota; Metazoa; Chordata; Aves; Pelecaniformes; Threskiornithidae
Product: cytochrome P450 2C5
Biological process (GO): epoxygenase P450 pathway; xenobiotic metabolic process
Cellular component (GO): cytoplasm; intracellular membrane-bounded organelle
Molecular function (GO): oxidoreductase activity, acting on paired donors, with incorporation or reduction of molecular oxygen, reduced flavin or flavoprotein as one donor, and incorporation of one atom of oxygen; arachidonate epoxygenase activity; iron ion binding
Source: RefSeq, a predicted model, not a curated record